Molecule: messenger RNA, 1815 nt
Organism: Kluyveromyces lactis
Lineage: Eukaryota; Fungi; Ascomycota; Saccharomycetes; Saccharomycetales; Saccharomycetaceae
Gene: MET13
Product: methylenetetrahydrofolate reductase (NAD(P)H) MET13
Exons: 1
Coding region: 1-1815 (604 amino acids)
Biological process (GO): tetrahydrofolate interconversion
Cellular component (GO): cytosol
Molecular function (GO): FAD binding; methylenetetrahydrofolate reductase [NAD(P)H] activity
Source: RefSeq, a predicted model, not a curated record
AUGAGAAUCUCUCAGAAGUUACAGCGAGCGCAUGAGGAGCGCGAGGAUGCUACGUUCUCGUUCGAGUUCUUUGUUCCAAAAACAUCUCAGGGUGUCCAAAACUUAUACGAACGUAUGGAUCGUAUGUAUCAGACCCAACCUGAAUUUAUUGAUAUCACAUGGAACGCCGGUGGUCGUCUAAGCAUGCUUUCCACGGACCUUGUGGCCACAUCUCAAGGUGUUUUAGGACUUGAGACGUGUAUGCACUUAACAUGUACCAACAUGCCAGUGUCACAGAUCGAUGAUGCUUUAAAGAAGGCUUACGAUGCGGGAUGUGAAAAUAUUCUUGCGUUGAGAGGUGAUCCACCUAUCAAUUCUUUAGGAGAAGAAGAAGAAUGGAAGCCUUGUGAAAACGGAUUCAGAUACGCCAAGGAUUUAGUUUCUUACAUACGUGAACAAUACGGGGACCAUUUUGAUAUUGGUGUAGCUGCUUAUCCUGAAGGUCAUCCUGAAUGUGACUGCGAUGACAAACUGUUGCUUCAUUUGAAGGAGAAAGUGGACUGUGGUGCCGAUUUCAUGGUUACUCAGAUGUUUUACGAUGUCGAUAAAUUCCUUGACUGGUGUGCUAGAGUACGUGAGGCCGGUAUCUCCAUCCCUAUCAUCCCAGGGAUUAUGCCUAUCACAUCAUAUCCUUCUUUCAUUCGUAGAACGCAGUGGUGUCAAAUCAAUGUUCCUGACAAUUUCCUCGAACUAUUGGAACCAGUGAAGGAUGACGAUCAAUUGGUUAGAGAUGUAGGAACAGAGUUGAUGGUAGAACUUUGUCAAAAGUUGCUUGAUUCAGGUUAUGUCAACCAUUUGCAUAUGUACACUAUGAACUUAGAAAAGGCAUCAUUAAUGAUCUUGGAGAAAUUAGAUUUGUUAAAGAGGAGUAACGUUGGUAAGGAUGUCAUAGAACCAUUGGAACCUCUACCUUGGAGGAAAUCGUUGAAUCCAAAGAGAAGGAACGAAUUGGUCCGUCCAAUCUUUUGGCAAAAAAGACCAUAUUCAUACGUCGCAAGAACCUCCUUGUGGAACGAGGACGAAUUCCCUAACGGUCGUUUCGGUGACUCUUCAUCUCCAGCCUACGGUGAUUUAGAUCUUUGUGGUCAUUCUUUGAUUAGACAAUCUGUAAAGAAAUCCAUCGAAUUAUGGAGUACUCCACAGACCUUGGAUGACAUGUCAAACUUGGUAACCUCGUAUUUGGAAGGGAAACUUAAGUGUUUGCCAUGGUCGGAUGUUCCAUUGAACCACGAAGUUGAUGACAUUUUGAAACAUUUGAUCGAUCUUAACAAACACCACAUUUUUACCAUUAACUCUCAACCAAAGGUCAACGGAAAACCAUCCACAGAUCCUGUGGUAGGCUGGGGUCCUACUAAAGGUUACGUUUACCAAAAAGAAUAUCUAGAAUUUUUAUUACCAAGAGAAAAGUUACCAUUAUUCCAAGAAAUUUGCCAAGAACACAGCGAUCAUCUGACUUACUUCGCCAUCGAUUCUCAAGAUAAUCUAGCGACAAACCAUCCAGAAGAUUCAAGAGCCAAUGCCGUGACUUGGGGUGUUUUCCCUGGAAGUGAAAUUUUACAACCAACUAUUGUGGAAAAAGCGUCCUUCCUAGCAUGGAAGGAAGAGUUCUUCACUAUCUUGAAAGAAUGGAAAUUGACCUUCGUGGAACAUAAGGCAACAGAAUCGGUAAACUUGGUCAAUCACAUCAUCGACAAUUACGUUUUGAUCAACGUUGUUGAUAACGAUUUCAUUUCAACGAACGACACAAUCUACGAUCUUCUACAGCAGUUGUACUAG